Molecule: messenger RNA, 1936 nt
Organism: Cutaneotrichosporon oleaginosum
Lineage: Eukaryota; Fungi; Basidiomycota; Tremellomycetes; Trichosporonales; Trichosporonaceae
Biological process (GO): transmembrane transport
Cellular component (GO): plasma membrane
Molecular function (GO): transmembrane transporter activity
Source: RefSeq, a predicted model, not a curated record
CCGUAGCCUCGGUCUUGGCUGCCCCGCCGCUCACCCGUGUCUACUAAUCACUACUGACGCAUUCAUUGGCCGCGUCUCCCCACCUCCCCCAGGCCGACGUCUGCGGUGUUGUCGUUCAUUCUUAACCCGUCGCGAGGCUAGAGAUGUCCGCAUACUUUCUCCAUGUCUGCACCCGCACCCUCCUCCCCGCCCUCGCCCCGGCGCGCAAGCGGCGCGAGCACGGCGGUCGCGCGUGAUUCAAACGAGAAGAGCGACGAGAAGGGCGAGCGCGAGAAGACCGAGCGUAUCGAGAAGAGUGAGAGGGCGACCAAGGAGCGACCAGCCCGCCCCACACUGUCAAGUUCGGCCAGCCUGCGUCGGACUGUGUCGCCGCCAGUCGUGUCCCUCUUCGGCGGCGUGAGCCCGGACGGGAUUGAUGCGCUCGAAGGCCUCGCGCCCGUCCGCUCGCGCGAAGAGGAGAUGGAGCGGCAGCUCGCGCGCGAGGAGAAGGGGCCCGACCCGUGGGCCGUCAAGCUCGAGCAGGGCGAGAAGCUCGAUCCGAAAAACUGGAGCCGCACGUUCCGGUGGUACCUCACCAUCCUUGGCGGCGUGCUCGUCCUCAACUCGACAUUUGCGUCGUCCGCGCCGUCCGGCAUCACCCAGGAUGUGAUGGCGCACUUCCACGUGAGCCAGGAAGUCGCUGUGCUCUGCAUCUCGCUCUUCGUGGCGGGAUACUGUGUCGGCCCACUCCUGUGGGGCCCGUUGAGCGAGAGCUAUGGCCGCCGCCCCAUCUUCGUCAUCGCGUUCAUCGUGUACACCGGCUUCCAGGUGGGCUGUGCGCUUGCGCCGAACACGGGGUCGAUGCUCGUCUUCCGCUUCCUCAGCGGCACAUUCGCCGCUGCGCCCCUCACGAACUCGGGCGCGCUCCUCGCAGACAUUUGGGACGUGGACACGCGCGGCUCCGCGAUGGCAUUCUUCGGCCUCGCGCCGUUCGCGGGCCCAAGCCUCGGCCCCAUCGUCAGCGGAUACAUCCAGACUGCGGGCGCCGACUGGCGCUGGGUGUAUUGGGUCACGACGAUCUUUGCGGGGGUGUGUACGAUUGUGAUCAUUUUCACGCUGCCCGAGACGUAUGCGCCCGUCAUCGUCAAGAAGAAGGCGCAGCGGAUGCGCAAAGAGACAGGCGAGGAGAGGUGGUACGCGCCGAUCGAGCGGCGGCCGCAGGACAUGAAGACGCGUCUCCGCGAGAUCCUCCUCAAGCCCUUCAUCAUGCUCUUCCUCGAACCCAUGCUCAUGGCCGUCACGCUGUACAUGUCGUUCGUGUACGGCAUCGUGUACCUGCUCUUCGAGGCGUACCCAUACGUCUUCGUGCGGAACCACGGCUUCAACUCGGGCGAGAACGGCCUCGCCUUCCUGGGUUUCUUCAUCGGCGGCGUCCUCGCCACCAUCUUCUACAUGACCGUCAUCGAGCGGCGGUACCUAAAGGUCGCAUGCCGCCUCGCGCCCGCCCCCGUGCCCCCCGAGAAACGCCUCGAAAUGUGUGCCGUCACAGGCUGGCUGCUCGUCAUCGCCAUGUUCUGGUUCGGAUGGACGUCCUACCCCUCCAUCCACUGGAUCAGCCCCGUGCUCGCCGGCGGCCUCAUCGGCGUCUCCGCGCUCGGCAUGUUCCUCUCCCUCUUCAACCACAUCAUCGACAGCUACCUCUGGUCGGCGGCCAGCGCGCUCUCCGCCUGCACGGUUGUGCGGUCCGCGUUCGGCGCAGGGUUCCCCCUCUUCGCGGGGCAGAUGUAUGCGCGGCUCGGCACGCAGUGGGCCAGCUCCCUCCUGGGCUUUAUCGCGCUCGUGCUCGCCCCCGUGCCACUCGUGCUGAUGAAGUAUGGCCCGCAGCUGCGCGCGCGCUCGCGCUUCACCCCCUCGGUGUAGAUUAUAGCUAGUGGAUGAUGUAUAAUGUGACAGCGAG